UGGAAAAAAAAAUCAUUCAAUAAGAUUAAAAAUAUAUAUCCAGAUUUCCUUUUUAGCCUAUAUGAAAGGAGGAAACUUUAAACAUCUGAUGCAUCUUGAGGCAGAAGUACGGAAAAAUUGAUCGAAGUGGAGUACUGAUUUCAGGACGGAGUAACUAUGGUAAAAAAAAGAGGAAUGGUGACGCAGAAGCUUCCAUGAUCUUGCAGCGCAAGAGCGGCCAUAUUCUUUGUAUAGUUUCUGUUUAAUAUUCACUGAGAUGUUUUAACAGUACUUCAUAUAUAUUCUCCUAACCAUCAUCUUCCUUUCAAUAGAAUUUUAAUACUUACAAUUUCAACUAUAAUGGCAGAGAACAAGUACAUGUUCACAACGCCCUCAAUCCCGCUGAGAAUUUGCAUUAGAAAGAAAAGCAUUAAUUUGCCGACUUCUAAAAUGAGACGAAACUCCUCUCCUAAUAUGUAUUUUCCCGUAGAAAGCGUGUCACUGUGCAAUUAUAAAUGCAUGUCUACACGGUUCACAUGUUAGUUUUCAUUGGGUCUCUGUGAAUUAUUAGUUUAUGAAACCACGUUCUGGAAAAAGGGCUGUCGUUGGCAAUGCUAAUUUCCACACAAAGGGAAAUCAGUUACAAUAUGUAAUUAUAACGGGCAUGCUAGAAAGUAACAUAUUGUUGUCAUAACAAAUGUUAUUUUCGAUUAAUAAAAUGAUGUUGAUAAUUAAAAUGUAAAGUGUAACGUUAGACAACAUUAGACAUGUGGGUUUAAAAAUACGACGGAACACAACAAUCAGGCCAUAAUUGGAGCGCGCGUCGCUUUUUGUUUGUCGUUUCUAUAUUAUUUUCUAUAUUUAAAGCCGAAAGGGUUUCACUCUGACAGUAUCAUAAAUGAAUAUUGUCCCUUUUGUUGCUUAGCAUUUUGAAAUGGAAAGUUUCACAUUCAUGUCCUGUAAAAUUUUUUGGAAAUAUAUCAUGUGCAUUUUUUGUCACGUGCCGCGAUUCUGGACGCUUUUGUUGCUCCGAAGGAAGGGAGAUGCUCUAACCUUUAUUUGACCCCGCUCUCGCUUCGUGCGAAACAACAGGUUCAGUUCUUCGCUGCUUCCAGCGGGUGGCGCGCGACGACAAGUGUAGCGGGAGCCGGGAGCGGCGCGCCCUCGCGAGGCGCGCGCGCCACAGCCCGCAUCCACCCCGCGUUCCUAUUUGUGCGCGAGUUUACCUCUGGAGGUCAUCGAGCAGGAUUUACGACUGGACAACAAAAGCACGUGAUUCCAAGUCGUACCCCAUAUUUGGGUGCCUACGUAGGAGGGAAUCAAGUACAUGUCCCAGUCAUUUCCAUAAUUCAUCAUAAAUUGUGCAGGGGUGCUAUAGACGCACAAAACCAUCAAGAGCCACAAAUCAAGCACACACAUAUUAUCUUCUCUAAAUAAUAACAACAGUAUAAUUAUUGUCAACAAAUGAGCUCUUAUUUUGUAAAUUCAUUCUGCGGUCGCUAUCCUAAUGGCGCGGAGUACCAGUUACAUAAUUAUGGAGAUCACAGCUCAGCCACCGAGCAAUACAGGGAUUCAACGAGCAUGCAUUCCAGCAGGUACGGCUAUGGCUUCAAUGGGAUGGACCUCAGUGUCGGGCGCUCCACCACCAGCCACUUUGGCGCCAGUGUGCGGGCUCCGGGCUACACACCUAGCGCGACAGCCGCGUCCGCGGAGACCAGGUACAGCCAGCCCGCGACGGCGUCUCACUCGCCUCCACCUGACCCGAUACCGUGCUCCUCCGUCGCCAACUCGCCCGUGAGCGAAAGUCACCGCGCAGUUAAAAACUCCAUAUCCAACCCCGCCACCUCGCCCUCCAGUUCAAACAACGGCUGCGCGCUGCUGAGCCGAGACGGCGCGUCCAAGGCGCCCGCCCCGGAGGAGGACAAGCCGGGCGGGAGCGCGCAGACAACUUCACAAAACAUCUCCGAGACGCCUCAGCCACAGAUAUACCCGUGGAUGAGAAAACUGCACAUAAGUCACGACAGCUUGUCCGGACCGGAGGGGAAACGCGCCAGGACAGCGUACACGCGCUACCAGACUUUAGAACUGGAGAAGGAGUUCCACUUCAAUAGGUACCUGACCCGUAGACGGCGGAUCGAAAUAGCACACGCCCUGUGUCUCUCCGAGAGACAGAUCAAAAUCUGGUUUCAAAAUCGGCGGAUGAAGUGGAAAAAAGACAACAAACUCAAAAGCAUGAGCAUGGCAGCAGCGGGAGGCGGGUACCGUCCAUAAAUUUCCGAGCACUCCAAAAAAGUACUGAGAGAAGACGGGAAGGUUCCUCUUACUGUGCGCCACAGACUUUCCCCAAGCUGUGCUGGAGCACAAACACCCGCCUGGUCCAACUCUGGCCUUUUAAAGCCAUUCCCCUUUUUAUUUGACCGUGAUAGUGCUUGAGUGAGUAGAACUGCUUCCUGUAAAACUUUGUUUAGUAUUAGUGUAAACAGAAUGGGGGGAUAUAUGUGUUUAACUUAUUUGCUGUUUAAAAACAAAAGCAAACGCCUGGGGGGGUAAUGAUCAAGCCCGUUUAGUUGCCAACAAAAGUUGUGUGUUGCACUCUUAACUGUAAAGUGAAGAAUUAUUCAAUAAAUAACAGUGUUGUGUGAUGCCCGUGUGUAUGUACGUACUCGUGUAAGUGUCUUGCUGUAAACUGUCAUAAGAAACGGUUGUUUCUUUCCUCUGUAACCAGAAAUACUACCUAUCUUGUACUGUAAAUGUUGUGUGUUGUGAAAACGUGAAUGAAGUGCGUUUCCGACCCAGUCUGUCAUAGCUGUGCCUUUGUAUCCUCCUUUUGCACGAAGCUCUGUAAGUUGUUAUUCGGGCACAAGGUCCGACUAGGACAUGUUUGUCAGAAGUUCCUCCGUGGACUUAUUGUAAGGCCCAGUCGUGAUCAGCCUCUGUAAAUGUUUAAAGAAUGACUGGAAAUAAAAAAAAAAAAAAAAACCGGUGACAAUAAACUUUAUUUGGGACGUUUU
Molecule: messenger RNA, 2990 nt
Organism: Scleropages formosus (Asian bonytongue)
Lineage: Eukaryota; Metazoa; Chordata; Actinopteri; Osteoglossiformes; Osteoglossidae
Gene: hoxa5a
Product: homeobox A5a
Exons: 2
Coding region: 1444-2250 (268 amino acids)
Biological process (GO): anterior/posterior pattern specification; regulation of transcription by RNA polymerase II
Cellular component (GO): nucleus
Molecular function (GO): DNA-binding transcription factor activity, RNA polymerase II-specific; RNA polymerase II cis-regulatory region sequence-specific DNA binding
Source: RefSeq, a predicted model, not a curated record